UGCCAUCAUCCCCACCACCAACCGCCUCCCAAUUUCUCCCGCGUUCUUUGGAUUUCCUCCUAGUGGAUCCUAAGUGAUCGAAGAGGCGCUAUUGCUCGUGCUCUGUCGCUUCCUCCCGCCCCCCACUUCCCCGCUUCCUGCAGCGCCUGCUUUCCCGCUCGCCUCUGGGGCUACCUCCGCCCCAGACCAAGAGACGCCGGGAGCGGGAGGCGCUCGGCUGGGAUGGCAGCCGGCGCAGCGCGGGGCUAAAGCCCGACCGGGUCCCACCCCGCCUUCCCCCCGCCUCCCCGCCAUGGCCAAGCAAUACGACGUGCUCUUUCGCCUGCUGCUUAUCGGGGACUCCGGCGUGGGCAAGACCUGCUUGUUGUGCCGCUUCACCGACAAUGAGUUCCACCCUUCGCACAUCUCCACCAUCGGAGUUGAUUUUAAAAUGAAGACUAUAGAAGUAGAUGGAAUUAAGGUCCGAAUCCAGAUCUGGGAUACUGCAGGCCAGGAACGGUAUCAAACUAUCACUAAACAAUACUACAGACGUGCCCAGGGGAUAUUUUUGGUUUACGAUAUUAGCAGUGAGCGCUCAUAUCAGCACAUAAUGAAGUGGGCCAGCGAUGUGGACGAAUAUGCUCCAGAUGGUGUCCAGAAGAUCCUCAUUGGGAAUAAAGCAGAUGAGGAGCAGAAGAGGCAAGUGGGCCGAGAGCAAGGCCUCCAGCUAGCUAAGGAAUACGGCAUGGAUUUCUAUGAAACAAGUGCCUGUACCAACUUGAACAUCAAAGAGUCUUUCACCCGUCUGACAGAGCUGGUCCUGCAGGCUCACAAGAAGGAUCUGGAAGGACUCCGCACUUGCGCAGCUGAUGAACUGAAUGUGGUUGAACUGGAAGAAGAAGCAAGCAAGCCGCAGGGCUCAGACCAUUCUCCCAAAACCUGCUGGUGUUGAAAGCCUCCCAGCGUCCUUUUCCCUCACGUCCUCAGUGCAGGUAGAAAAGUUGCCGCUUAGAGAGGGCUGACUCGCUGUACUCCGUCCCUCUUGUCUUUGGUUGCCAGUUUGCCCGCCAUCUGCCCUGUGGGAUCCUCUUUGCAUUUCCUGGUGUUUCUCCUUGAUUGGUGGUUUCCGUUGCCCCCAAACUCCCUGGAUCCAAAUACCUUCAGAUGGCUCACACUAUGCAGAACAUGAUCCUGCUGUCUUCACGGGGGAGCUGUGGUUAGCAGUCAUGGCUGAGGCUUGUUCAAUAAUUCAUCAGACUCCAGAUUCUCUGAAGUCUUGCCUAUAUCGGUGGGUAACCGGCUUGGGGCUAAGCCUGCUCCCUAAGAAUGGGAGAAGGGGUCCCCCUGUCCCAUUCACUGUCCUCCAGCCAGAUCCUCUAUAGCAGGCCUGUAGGUGGCUUCCCCCCCCCAUGUGCUUUGCCACCUCAUUACUGGGUUCGUCCAAAUGCUUAUGUAGCAUUGCACUCGGGCUCGGGGCUUUCCAGCUGCUUUGGGUGUAUCUUUCUUAUUUCUCAUAACUGGGUUCCCUGAAAUUCAUCUCAGCACAAAACAAACAAAAGACCUCUUGUGCUGCUAAGCGGCAGCUCUGGGAAUAAGAAGAAUCUGUCCCUAAAGAAAAGGGGCCACAUGGGUAAAUUUGCACCUCGAGCUGUUAAUAAGGUUUGCCUCUUCCCAGGCUAGAUUUCCAUUCUAGACUACAUUAGAGCCCGCUGUCAAAGGGCAAUCAGGAAGACCCUUUCCUGUGAUUAACUCCGAAAGUCACAGGAAGCUUCCCGUUCUGCGUAUUUUUGGAGGACCUCAGCCAAUCAGGUAUCUACUUAUAUUAAUCUCUCUGGACCAGAGGAAGCAGAAAUUCUGCUCUCUGUGGCAUGUGUCCAGACCUGCCUUUGAUUGCCUCCUUUGAAUGAUUCCCCCAACGAUCGGCCGGAGCUCUGAUCAAGGAACAGAUUCUGUCAUCUGUGCAUCAGACCUUUUUUUAUCAUUUCUUGCUUUCAAGGUCUAACUUGUAAGAAGCUUGCUCUAAAUCCAUCUGUAUCCUCUCUUUAGAAUUUUCUCUGCAAGCUUCUGAAAUUUAGUCCAGGACACUCGGAGGACAGGGAGACUUUUGCCAUGUGCCACUAACAUGCUAAGUUACAACAGACUAAAACCAGCCUCUCUGCAUGUUGCACCAGCAUUGCCCUCUUGUCUUGGCAUUUACUUGCUUGGUGGGGGGGGAAGCCUGACACAUUCAGUGGCAUGCCUGGUACUCUUAUAUGCCGCCUGUUCCAGGGUAGCGGUUCCUUGUGUGCCAAAACCAUGGAGCUGCUAAGAUAACUCUCUUAUAUAUGUAUUAGAAAUGGACCAUAGCUGAUAUUCCACAAAGAGCAGGUGUUUACUGGAGGCUUUGGGUGAUGUGGAAUUACAGUUUGGGGGUCCUUUAUUUGGCCUUUAGCAUAUGACUUUAGCCAAAGCCAGUCAGUCCAUUCCAAAUGGUUUGUGUGGCUUUUGCUGCUAGAUAAACUGUCUCUUUCUAACAAAAUCUGGAUGACAAAUGGAUCUAUAUUCCUUCGCUCUUUUCCUUCUUCUCUAUAUUGGAAUUGACUGUUUUGCUUAAGCAAGGAAAGGGGGAAGCAGUAUCAAUAAGACAGGAUUGGGGAAAAUGCCAUAGAGUGGAAAUAAGUGCUGGCUGACAUGACAUAAGUCAAGAACAAGGAACCCACAUUCUUCUAGAAUCUAGAGGUUAUUGAGUUUUAAGCAUCCCUGUUUAUGCCACCUGGGACAGUUUGGUUCCUGGAAGGUCAUAAAUUCCCCUCUUCAAUGUCCUCUGAAAGGUAGAAGGUUUUGAAGCUCUGAAAAGCUCUUAUUUUGAAAUAGCUCGCUUGACCUCUUUCCUUGGGUUGGAUGGAUUUGAACUGGUGUCAAGACAUUACAAUAAGUGGAAACACUGAUAUUCUACCCAACUGUGCCUGUUACUGGCAGAAGGAUUCUUGUGCUACAGAUUGCGGAGGGGGACUACAAAUUUUAUAGUUGCUGGUUUCACAGGGGAACUACUCCUUGCCAGAACUAGUUUGAUACUUGAGAAAUUAUAGACACAGACAUACACAUAGCUAUUAAUUUAUUGUAGCUUUACUAGGACCCAGAGUAUGUUGUAAAGGCUGAGUUAUAGUGAAUAAGGUCUGAGAACCUAGAAGUCUGUCAUGGGAGAGGAAAGAGGAAAAGACCGAAGAAAAUGGGACAGACUGAAGAAAAAGCAUUGGGUUUUUUUUUUAAAUUUUAUUUUAAUGUAUCUUUUUCAAAGCCUUCUUUGGAGCAUUAUUUGCUCUUAGUUGCUUUUGUCUGUAUAAUGAGUUUGAAAAGUUAAAUGAAGGCUGGAGGCCAGUUCGUAUGUGCUCACUGCCCAAUGCCUGAUAACUAUCUUUCCCCUGCCCAGUUCUUUCCUGCCUUGAUGGCGAACAGGUUUAUCAUCCUUGGGGAUAAACAAUUGGUACAAUUGGCAGCUUUUAAAGGCUGCUUCUAAACCUCUGCCAUGGAAAGGUUAUGUGGGAUGACAUGCCCAGUACAGUUUGAGAUAGGAAUAAAGCAAAGCAAAAACCAGAUAGCGUCUACCUAGCUGGUUACUAAAAUAUGUGAAGCAGUUCCUGAUUCUUUAAAACUUGCAAUGCAUUACUUUCAAGAAGGCCUGCCUAAAAUUAUGAAGGAGAGGUAUGUUGCUGAAGGGAUCAGGCAGCACUUCAAAUUGCCAAAGCUUUGAAGAAGACCCAAGUUCUUCAAGCCCACAUGGAAGUAAAAGCAUUGGUCCUUGGGGAGAUCCAUGGAAUGGCCCCACUAGCCUCUUCUGCCUGUUGCAAUUUAGCAUCAUGUUGAUGUGCUUGCUCUAUUUAGGAACUGAGAGCAUAGCUGCCGGUGCUGCUACUGAUGCACAAUAUUGACCCCACAUUAAAUUCCAUAUGUUCAGAAAAUGAGACAAGAGAAGGAGCACAUGAAACUUUUUGCCCAUUGAUGGAAGUACGUGAGUUCUCAUGAUCUAAAUCUACAAGAGCCAGCCUGGUUGCCAAUCCUUGGUUUGGAAAACUGCAAUCUGAAUGGCUGACAACUUAUUGAAAGCAAACAUCUCCCACUUGAUAUGAAUUUUGGAGUGGGGUGGAGGCUAAUUAGAAUGAUGCUCUCUUGUGGUCAUAAAAGUGGAUUUCAGCCAGUACCCGGGAGUGGAAAUGGGCUGGCUUCUGAAAAAGGUAAUGCUAUCCAAUAUUUGAGGCUCCUUCUGUCCUGCAAGUCAUGGGCCAUAGCAACUUCUCUCUCUGUAGCAGAAAGAGUUGCACAUAAUUUGUUGUGGGAUCCAAUCAAAUGUACAACUUUCUGAAUCCUCUGCUGUGUCUGUACUUUGUGAACUUGGCACUCUGACUGGGUUUCCUUGUAUAACCUGUCAUUGUAAUUCAUUACUUUAAACAACAAAUUAACAAAACAUUUACAAAUAAAGAUCCUUAAAGUGG
Molecule: messenger RNA, 4448 nt
Organism: Notechis scutatus (mainland tiger snake)
Lineage: Eukaryota; Metazoa; Chordata; Lepidosauria; Squamata; Elapidae
Gene: RAB15
Product: RAB15, member RAS oncogene family
Biological process (GO): Rab protein signal transduction
Molecular function (GO): GTPase activity; GTP binding
Source: RefSeq, a predicted model, not a curated record